Messenger RNA from Neocloeon triangulifer, 2939 nucleotides. RefSeq lists its product as uncharacterized. The record is from RefSeq and is a predicted model, not a curated record. Gene Ontology annotation, molecular function: telomeric repeat DNA binding; telomerase RNA binding. The coding region runs from base 1022 to 2332 and encodes 436 amino acids. Gene Ontology annotation, biological process: telomere maintenance via telomerase. Gene Ontology annotation, cellular component: telomerase catalytic core complex. Lineage: Eukaryota; Metazoa; Arthropoda; Insecta; Ephemeroptera; Baetidae. The transcript is spliced from 10 exons.
UGCAGCUGUUGGCGCUGCAAAUAACAAAAACAAACUAGAUAUUUUGAGAUAUUUCUUCUAUGGUCACAAAUUGCCCUGGAACUGCCGUUGCCGAUAAAUUAUGUUUUUAAUUUGAUGGAUGAUAAGAUUUUGCAAAACACCGGCAAUAGCUUUGAGUGUUUUAUACAAGAAAAAUAAAUCGUAUUUAAUGUCAUUUUAAGUUCACAAAAGGAAGAAAAACAUGAAUCACGAAUAUUAUGCAUAUCAGCCAGUGGACCUACGUCGCCCGCUGCUUUACGUUUCCAACAAAAGAACUAAACUUCGGCCUUCCGUUAUUCAAGACAAAGUUUACAAACUACUCCACGGUGUAGAGGCUAUAGAUGUUGAGACACAGAUGCGCCAAACCUUGGACAUUCUGAUCAAAAACUGGAGGAAAUUUAACGUGGGACAUGGUGUCGAUGAGGCCUGUCGAAGAAACAAAAUCACAGUACCAAAAAAAAGACAAGAUGGCCCUGUUCCUGAGAAGGUCGUGCUGACCUUUUUAUCAGCAGCAUUGCUGAAAAUUCUUCCUCAGAACUUCAUUGGUAACAAUAACAAGCAACUUAUGAAACUUGCUAGGGAUAUUGUAAAGGAAAAACCUAUUGUCUCUGUUGGUGAAAUAAUGAAGUACCUUCGAUUGGGGAAGGAGCUCUCGGAAGGGUGGCUUGGCUGCAUCCAUAAAAGAAAUGUAAAGAAAGAGUUAGUCUUGAAACUGGCUGUGUGGACGGCCUCGAAGUUAGUGCCUGCACUUGUUCGCUCUGCCUUUUACUGCACAAAACACGACACUACUAGGCAGACCUGCUACUUCACUAAAAGCUCCUGGCACAGCCGCUCAGACAGAGCCCUUAACAAACUGGUCGAUGAUGGAAUUUUGAAAUAUGUUGCAGCUGACAAGGCAGAGGCAAAGUCAUUGCCAGUGAUUCGUUUUAUACCAAAGGAAGAGGGAAACCGUUUUGUGGUCUACAAAAGAAGGAUUGGUAUGUUAAAUAUUAUUUAAAUUUCUAUGAAGGAUACAGUUUUUCAAAUUUACGAAAUGUACGUAUUAGAACAUAAAAAACGAAAGAUUGAAAUGGAAAUUCCGGACCCAGAUAGGGAUGGUAUGGCACUCCUAAAUAUGCACACUCCUCAUCCAGAUAACCUCUUCAACCAAUGGGAAAAAUUUACACGUUUUUACAAUAGACCAAGGUUUAACGAGGAUUGUAAACAGCCAGUCUUCUUUGUCCUGACUGACCUAAAAGAUGCAUACAGCACUAUCAACCAGGAAAAAUUGAUGGAGAUUUUGGAAGAGUGGAACUCAACUAUGCCCAAGAAAUUCAAAGCUCUUAUUUCGCAUCCAGAAACACUGUACAACUUGGACAUGCAGAAUUUCAAGACGCUUAAGUGCUUUGAUAAACAAGAAGGAGAAGUUCACAUUUCGUGCCUUGAAAUCAACAGUAAAAUAAACUCGAUGUUGAAAGGGCAAAAAUUUAGUUAUGGUUGCAAAGUCUUUGAGAUGAAGAUGGGAGUUGCCCAAGGACUGAAGAUAAGCAACCACCUCUGCAAUCUAGCUCUUCUUAAUUUCUGCCAAGAGCACCUCUCGGAAUUCCUUUAUCGUGAGGACACUGUCCUCCUGACAUUUUCCGAUGAUUUCCUUUUGCUUUCUCUAGACAAAAAUGUUGCCCUCAGGUUCCUAACCAAGCUGAAUGAAGAUACACCGAAAUAUGGUUGGAAGGUGAACACAAAUAAAGUGCAGCACAACCUUAUAAAUACACUCAGUCUCACAGGAGCCGAAUUUAAUGGCAACUUCUAUGAUUUCGGAGAGCUCGAGGUGCAUCCUAGCACAAAGAAAUUUUGUGAAGGCAGUGUGUACAAAACUUUAAGGAGAGUUUACGAGAGUGGGGAAAAUAUACUGAUGUUUUGGGAGGUUCUGUCACCUCCCCCUGUGGUGCGUGUGCAGCCUCUGAUGCUGCACUCAAUGAGUCGGCGUGCAAUGAUGAAUAAAGUCUCGGCUUUAGGAUACAUUCAGGCAGCAAGGCUGGUCGCAGGCAUCAAGCACUUUGGCUUGGGUAGUAGAACCUUCCGAGUGUCAGUGGGGCUUCUAGAUUUGAUGGCUGAUCACAUAUGUAUUGUGGCACCUAAGCAGGCUGUGACCCUCCGCACUAUAGAAGUGAAGUGGCUACUGUACUCCCAGUUUGAACGGCGCCUGCGUUCCUUGGCAGGCAUAGACUUGAAGUGGCGUUACCGUCUGCAUAACAAAAUACUUGUGCUAUGCCACCGCAUUAAACCUGAAGAUCGAGAGGAGCUGCAAGCUGCCCUCUCAAAACUAAAAUAUUAGCUCUUUUAAAUCAGACAACUGCGACUGGAAGAAACUCUUAAAUAUUUUUCUCUUCAAUGUCUUUUAAGAAACAUUGUGUGGCAAUCUGUUCAUAUUUAAAACUAAAUAAUACUUCAAUUAAAUUUUUAUCUGUGACAUUUGACAGUAUUAAAAUAAACUAAUUUUUGUGAUUAUUCUCAGUGUAUUGUAUUGAGACACUAUGAAAUAGAAAUUAUUACAAAACCAACAAUAAAUAAACCUUUCUAAAAAUAUAAACAUGGAGGGAUGCUUUUGAUGAGAAAAUACUGUAAUAUUACGAAUUUGUGCUAAGGAGGAGGUUUUUGUAGUCUGUAAAUAUAAUGAGUUAUGAAGUCAAUAACUGAUGAUGUUGACGGGCGGAUUUAAUCAGGUUAUUUGCGCCAGUAUGUGUGAUCGGCAAGCAGGCGCUCCUUACUCAGGGCCGGUCGCUUGGCUGCUAAGUGCUCAGCAAACUGGGCAGCCACAGGGUCUGCGUUAAGGGUUGCAAUUGCCACCGCCUCUCCACCUUUGAGGUAAUAUGCCUCAAACUGAAGCGCACUGGGAUCACCCACCAUGUGAAUUUCUUCGAAUCCAUGGCCAUACCCUAUAG